CUCUCUCUCUCUUAAAAUUCUUCUUUUUACACUCAUGUAUGAUGAAUGCACUGUAACUUUUUUUAUUUUUAUUUUUUCACUUCUUCUUAUUUAAAUUUAUUGUAUUUUAUUUGCUUAAUGUUUGUAUUUUAUAUUUUUAAUUUUUUUUUUUUUUACUAUAUAUUUUUUUAAAAUAGUGGCAUACUAUUUAAAUCUUAUUUAAUGCACCAUAAUUUCACUUCUAUAUUUUGAAUUACUGUUUCAUUAUUAGUAGUCAUGUUAAAAAAAAAAAAAAAAAAAAAAAAAAAAAACGUCACAUGAAAUAUAAUCUUGACUCUUCCUUCAGUCGUCACCAGGUGGCCCGGAGCUCUGAAGCUUCAAUUGAAAAUCACCAUAUUGGUGGCUAACAGAAUCUGUAACGAUCCACUCAAUCUGAUGUCUCUGAACAUCUAUAUUACGUUGUCACGCAACGGUUCAACUGAGCCACCUCAAAGAAAGCGGGCACUUCUUUGUGGAGUACCCCCAUUCGUCUCUUCUGCUGCCAAGAAAUGGAGCAAGCUGAAGAUAUUCGAAUCAAAAUCCUUCCGCCCUCUGGUGCCCCAGAAGGAGGCUGCAGGAAAACCAUUGGCAAAGGGAAUGCAGAAGACUUUCUCAAAAGCCUCCACGCUAGCGAACUUUCUCCCCACCGGAACCCUCCUCAUAUUCGAAACAGUCCUCCCCUCAGUGUACCACAAUGGCAGUUGCACUCAAACUAGCACUAUGAUGACCAUUGCCCUGUUAGGCCUAUGUUCCCUCUCCUGCUUUUUCUUUCACUUCACGGAUAGUUUUCAUGGAUCAGACGGUGAAGCCUAUUACGGUUGUGUGACUCCUAAGGGUCUGAAACUGUUCAAUAUUGGUAAUGAAGUGGUAGUGCCCGAUCACCGCAAGUUUUAUCUUGGUUUUAGGGAGUUUGUGCAUGCCAUCAUGUCUGUGAUGGUGUUUAUGGCUUUCGCGUUUUCGGAUCAUCGAGUCACUGAUUGUGUGUUUCCGGGGUUUGAGAAGGAGAUGUAUGAGAUGAUGGAGAGUUUUCCAUGGAUGAUUGGUUUUGUUUGUAGUAGUUUGUUUUUUGUAUUACCUGCUGCUCGAUCCGGUAUGGUGCGUGCCUACAAGAUUUAAGUUAUUAUUAUUUGAGUUUGAUCCUUGAGACGUAGAUUUAUUAAGAAUACAGUGUCUUGUGGAUUAUAUCCACUGCUUAUUGAUUGGAAAAAGAAAAUUGUAAACCUUAUUAUUGUGUAAUAAAAUAUUCAAAUUGCAUAACACCUUUCAAUUGGCAUUCCGGUUAAAAUACAAUGCAAUACAACACUAGCUUGUUACUUUUUUUCUUUUUUUUUUUUUUUUGUUUUUUUUGUUUUUUUUUCCGAAAAGUUACUAGCUUGUUACUUCUUGUGACAAUAAAAUUGAACGCGCAGAAGAGAAUCUAAUUCCAACAAAGAGUGCACACUUGCUUAAAGUCUUCCAUCAUAUAAUGGAUUUUUCCUUGUUGUCUCCCAAAAGGAGAAGAAUCCUUCAAAGUUUGAGGAAAUGGAGCCCAAGGCUCAUAUGGCUCCUCUAAUGGAGAGGAUGAUGAUGA
This is a messenger RNA of Cornus florida, 1588 nucleotides long. Its product is annotated as protein DMP8-like. Gene Ontology annotation, biological process: endomembrane system organization. The coding region runs from base 415 to 1134 and encodes 239 amino acids. The record is from RefSeq and is a predicted model, not a curated record. Lineage: Eukaryota; Viridiplantae; Streptophyta; Magnoliopsida; Cornales; Cornaceae. The transcript is spliced from 2 exons.